Molecule: messenger RNA, 427 nt
Organism: Racocetra fulgida
Lineage: Eukaryota; Fungi; Glomeromycota; Glomeromycetes; Diversisporales; Gigasporaceae
Source: the annotation of a GenBank genome assembly
GCUCUAUUCCUGACCAAAUCUCUCAAACUCCAACUGUUAAUAUACAAAAUAAAUCACAUUCUGAUAGUAGUGGUAUAUCUCGAGCUGAACUAGAUAGUAUGAUAAAAUCACAAUUAGCUUUAGUACCAACAACUUCUAUUCAGUCUUUACAGUCUCAGCAAAAGCAACCCGAUUUUAGUGACUACCUUAGAGUACCAGAUAAAUAUAUGCCAGAAAGACCACCAGAUGGGUAUGGCGUAAAUUCUGAAAAAUUUAUUCAUUGUGAUCUUAUAAACCCAACUCCUUCAGCCAGCCAAAUUAUAGAAUCUUUAGCUAAUGAUCUUUAUAAAAAAAAGGAAAAGCAAAGUUUAAAGUCCCAGUCACAGGAUGAACAAUCCCGCUUAGAAAAAAUUAUUGAAAAAAUUAUUGAGAAGAAGCUUAAUGAAAA